AUGGGAGUGGUUUUAUCAAAAACAAAAACCAUGGGAGAACCAAAACAAAACCAUGUCAACAACAACAACAACAACCUUAACCUUGUUGAUGAUGAUGAUUCCACAUGGUACGAGGAAGUUAUCGAUGAAGAUCUCAAAUGGUCUUUUAAACUCAACAGUGUGCUGCAUAAAGCUAUUAGUGAAUACCAGGACAUUGCUCUGAUAGAUACAAAGCGUUUUGGAAAGGCUUUGAUGCUUGAUGGGAAGAUGCAAAGCUCUGAAGCUGAUGAAUUCAUUUAUCAUGAGUGCUUGAUUCACCCUCCUCUUUUAUGUCAUCCCAACCCCAAAACAGUGUAUAUUAUGGGAGGUGGUGAAGGUUCUUCAGCUAGGGAAGCUCUCAAACACAAGUCAAUGGAGAAAGUAGUUAUGUGUGAUAUUGACAAGGAGGUGGUAGAUUUCUGUAGAAAAUACCUUGUUGCGAAUAGGGAGGCAUUUGCUAACAACAAACUUGAUCUUGUCAUCAAUUGUGCCAAGGCUGAGUUAGAGAAGAGAAAUGAGAAGUAUGAUGUAAUUGUUGGAGAUUUGGCUGAUCCACUUGAAGAUGGGCCUUGCUAUCAACUCUAUACUAAGGACUUUUAUGAGAAUGUGGUGAAGGCCAAACUCAAUAAAAAUGGAAUUUUUGUGACUCAGGCUGGACCAGCAGGUAUCUUCUCACACAAAGAGGUCUUCACCUCUAUUCAUAACACCAUAAAACAGGUCUUCAAAUAUGUGGUGGCAUAUUCAACUCAUGUACCAUCAUUUGCUGAUUCAUGGGGAUGGGUUAUGGCUUCAGACCAACCAAUAUUGAUUGAUGCUGUGGAAAUGGACAAAAGAAUUGAAACAAGAAUCAAUGGAAAAUUGCUCUAUCUAGAUGGUGUUUGGUUCCAUUCAUCAACCAUCAUGAAUAAGACCGUCUCCAAAUCGCUGCAGAAUGAAACUCAUGUGUACACUGAAGAUAAUGCUAGAUUUAUUCCUGGACAUGGCAUAGCUGUUCGUAGCUAA
Vicia faba (fava bean) is the source of this 1020-nucleotide messenger RNA. The record is from the annotation of a GenBank genome assembly. NCBI's taxonomy places the organism in Eukaryota, Viridiplantae, Streptophyta, Magnoliopsida, Fabales, Fabaceae.